Messenger RNA from Carassius gibelio (silver crucian carp), 2676 nucleotides. Its product is annotated as protein NLRC3-like. The transcript is spliced from 6 exons. Bases 286 to 2544 code for a protein of 752 amino acids. The record is from RefSeq and is a predicted model, not a curated record. Lineage: Eukaryota; Metazoa; Chordata; Actinopteri; Cypriniformes; Cyprinidae.
GGAGAACGGUAGGAAAACAGCACACUCGACUCACACAAAACCUUAAAAGAAUUAAUCCUAACGUCACACACUCAACACAACAGUUCAGAACGGGAAGUAGAAAAAUCUUCGAACAGAAUCUGAGGAAUGCAACAUCCACUGACUGCAGUGAUAGAGCUUGAAAGAUCAAAUACAAGUUUUGAUAUAACUCAGAGUGGAUUCAUCUAAAAGAAGAAAUUCAUAUACACCCAGGAUGCUUUGGCGAACUGAACAUAUUUAAGGAGACAGAAGAUUACAGGCUCUACAAUGAGUCUCUAUGAGGAGAGAGAGGAGGACAAUGUUCACUAUCAGAACAACAGAGCAUCGUCUCCAGAGCCCAGCUGUGUGUCUAUGGAAAGUGAUCAAUCCAUGCCACAUUCUCCUAACUUCAGCGAUAGACCAGUGAUCUUUAACCCCAGUGACACUGAGAACAAGAGAGCAGCAUUUCCAGAGUCCAGCUAUGUGUCUAUGAGGAGUGAUCAAUCCAUGCCACAUUCUCCUAACUUCAGUGAUGGAUCAGUGACCUUUAACCCGAGUUACACUGUGAACAAGAGAACAGCAUCUCCAGAGUCCAGCUGUGUGUCUAUGAGGAGUGAUCAAUCCAUGCCACAUUCUCCUAACUUCUGCGCUGGAUCAGUGAACUUUAACCCCAGAGAUAAGACUGAAGACCUGCAGCAGGAUUCUCACCAACCACAUGAUCAACUACAGAGAGUCAAAGACCAGCACCAAACCCACAUGAGGAACAAGUAUGAGAGAUUAUUUGAGGGACUGAAACUCCAGGAGAAUGAAAGCCUCCUGAACAGGAUCUACACACAGCUCUACAUCAUAGAGGGAGAGAAAGGAGGAGUAAAUGAAGAACAUGAGGUUUUAUUGAUGGAGAAAACAGCCAGAACCCAACACUCACAGGACACUCCAAUCUACUGCAAUGAAAUCUUUAAAGUCUCAGCUGAACCAGGAAGUGAGGAGAAAGAGCAAAUCAAGACUGUUCUUACUAAAGGCAUCGCUGGAAUCGGAAAAACCGUCUCUGUGCAGAAGUUCAUUCUGGACUGGGCCGAGGGAAAAGCCAAUCAGGAUGUAGAUUUCAUGUUUGUGCUUCCAUUUCGAGAGCUGAACUUGAUCCGAGAUCAUCAGUACAGUCUUCACAGGCUUCUGCUGGACUUUCAUCCUAAACUUCAAAAUCUGGACUCACAGAUUUAUGAGGAGUGUAAAGUUGUGUUCAUCUUUGAUGGUCUGGAUGAAAGCAGAAUCACACUGAUGUUUUCAGAUGCUCAGAAAGUUUGUGAUGUGACUGAGACUUCAUCAGUGGCUGUGUUGAUGUCAAACCUCAUGAAAGGAGAGCUGCUUCCCUCUGCUCUCAUCUGGAUCACCUCCAGACCAGCAGCAGCCAAUCAGAUCCCCUCCGAAUACAUCCACCGUCUGACAGAAAUUCAGGGAUUCACUGAUCCUCAGAAGGAGGAAUAUUUCAGGAAGAGAUUCAGUGACCAGCAUCAAGCCAGCAGAAUCAUCUCACACAUCAGAAGAGCAAGAAGCCUCCACAUCAUGUGCCACAUCCCUGUCUUCUGCUGGAUCUCAUCCACUGUGCUUCAGAAGCUCCUGGAAGAAGAUCUGAGUGCUGAAAUCCCUCAAACUCUGACUGAAAUGUACAUCCACUUCCUUUUGAUUCAGAUCAACAUGAGGAAUCAAAAGUAUGAAGAGAGAGAUUCAGAGAAACUCCUGCAGUCAAACAGAGAAGUGAUUGUAAAACUUGCUGAAGUGGCUUUCAAACAGCUGAUGAAGGGCAAUGUGAUGUUCUAUGAGGAGGACCUGAUUGAGAGCAGCAUAGACCUCACUGAUGCCUCAGUGUAUUCUGGGAUUUGCACUGAGAUCUUUAAGCAGGAAUCUGUGAUUCAUCAGAGGAAAGUCUACAGCUUCAUCCAUCUGAGCGUUCAGGAGUUUCUUGCUGCUUUCUGUGUGUUUCACUGCUAUUUGAUGAAUAACAUGGAGCCAGUGAAGUUGUUUCUGGAUGAUAAACUUGAGAGGUACAAGCACAGAUCUGAGGAAAACUCUCUGUAUGAGCUGCUAAAAUCAGCAGUUGACAAAACUUUAAAGAGUGAUAAUGGACGUCUGGAUCUGUUUCUGCGGUUCCUGCUGGGCAUCUCACUGGAGUCCAGUCAGAGACUCUUACAUGAUCUACUGACACAUACAGAGAACAGCUCAAAUAGCAUCAAGACAAUCACACUGUACAUUAAAGACAAGAUCAAGACAGAUGACUAUAACAUGAAACUAUCAGAUGACCGCUCCAUCAAUCUGUUCCUUUGUCUGCUGGAAGUAAAAGAUCAGACUCUCUUCAAAGAGAUUCAGGAGUUUGUGAAAUCAGACAAACACUCAGAGAAGAAACUCUCUGCUGCUCACUGCUCAACAAUCGCCUACUUGCUUCAGAUGUCAGAGGAGCCGCUGGAUGAGCUUGAUCUCAUGAAAUUCAACACAUCAGAUGAGGGAAGAGGAAGACUGAUACCAGCUGUGAUCAACUGCAGAAAAGCUCUGUAAGUAUACAUUCAUUCAGUCAGUCAGUCAUGUAAUUACAGAAGAAACAGAUUAGUCUGCACCUGUGACUCGAACUAAUCUUUCAAAUAAUAACCCUGGUUUAAUUAAUUAUAUGACAGUAAUUAUUUAUUAUAU